Messenger RNA from Rodentolepis nana, 312 nucleotides. Lineage: Eukaryota; Metazoa; Platyhelminthes; Cestoda; Cyclophyllidea; Hymenolepididae. The record is from the annotation of a GenBank genome assembly.
AUUGGUGAAUAUUCUGGAAUACCUUUUUGGAAGCCCAUGUUUGAAUUUUACUUGCUAUAUUCACGCGGUUUUGUUCUUAAGACUCUCAUCAGAAAGCCCAAGAAGCCUAACAGUGCCAACCGAAGAUGCGUGAAAGUACGACUUAGCAACGGACGAGAGGUUGUCGCCUAUGUUCCUGGCGAAGGACAUAACCUUCAGGAGCACAACAUUGUCCUCGUACGAGGUGGUCGAUGCCAAGAUCUUAUUGGUGUUAAGCACAAAAUUGUUCGGGGGAAAUUCGAUUGUGCUCCUGUCCUUAAACCCUCGAAGUAG